This is a messenger RNA of Eimeria necatrix, 675 nucleotides long. RefSeq lists its product as hypothetical. The coding region runs from base 1 to 675 and encodes 224 amino acids. NCBI's taxonomy places the organism in Eukaryota, Apicomplexa, Conoidasida, Eucoccidiorida, Eimeriidae. The transcript has a single exon. The record is from RefSeq and is a predicted model, not a curated record.
AUGGAAAUAAAAGGGGAAGUGGCAAAGUGGAAAGCAAACGCAGAAGCAAAAGCGCACGCAAAGCUGCUGCAGCAAGCGCAGCAGCAGCAGCAGCAUUGCAGCAGCAGCACUCCAGCAGCAGCAACACUGCAGCAGCAGCAGCAUUGCGACAGCACCAGCAGCAGCAUUGCAGCAGCAUUGCAGCAGCAUUGCGACAGCAUUGCAGCAGCACUGCCACAGCACUGCAGCAGCAGCAGCAGCACUGCAGCAGCAGCACUGCAGCACUGCAGCAGCAGCACUGCAGCAGCAGCAGCAGCACUGCAGCAGCAGCACUGCAGCAGCAGCACUGCAGCAGCAGAAGCAGCAGCAGCAGCACUGCAGCAGCAGCACUGCAGCAGCAGCACUGCAGCAGCAGCACUGCAGCAGCAGCACUGCAGCAGCAGCACUGCAGCAGCAGCAGCAGCACUGCAACAGCAGCACUGCAGCAGCAGCACUGCAGCAGCAGCAGCAGCACUGCAGCAGCAGCAGCAGCACUGCAGCAGCAGCAGCAGCGCACCGCUUUCGGAGUGGUCGAGGAUGAGGAGCUUUGGCCUUUGGAGGGGAAAAGCCCUUUCGAAGACGAGAGCAACUUUGAGAGAAGUUUUUGCUUUUUCGUUUUUCAAAGAAAUUAAAAUUCGCCGCAAACGACUUUCGUAG